Molecule: messenger RNA, 1758 nt
Organism: Aureobasidium namibiae CBS 147.97
Lineage: Eukaryota; Fungi; Ascomycota; Dothideomycetes; Dothideales; Saccotheciaceae
Product: tripeptidyl peptidase A
Exons: 4
Biological process (GO): proteolysis
Molecular function (GO): serine-type endopeptidase activity; tripeptidyl-peptidase activity
Source: RefSeq, a predicted model, not a curated record
AUGUUGUCGGCAUCUCUCCUUUCAAUUGCGGCUCUAACCGUCCCUAGUGUUCUGGCAGCUUCGCUCCGUGACCAACUUCCAGGAGUACCAGCAGGAUGGUCCGUCUCGGGUACACCUGAUGCCUCCCAGUCAAUCACUUUGAAGCUUGCAGUCAAGCAACAGAACAUCGACCAGCUCGAGGGCCUCUUGAGAUCAGUUUCCGACCCAUCAAGCUCAAAUUACGGCAAAUACUACACCGCUGAUCAGGUCAACGCUCUGUUUGGACCAUCGACCGGCUCUGUUGAUGCCGUGACUUCGUGGGCCCAGUCAUCAGGACUGGAGAACAGUCUUGACCGUGGUCUGCAUGUCGCCAUCAAGACGACCAUCGGCGAAGCCAACAAGGUUUUUGGAGCAAAUUUCACAACUUUCAAGGACGAUUCCACUGGCGUUGAGAAGUUGAGAACGCUCUCGUACUCAGUUCCCGACGAGAUCUCCAACCACAUCGACUUUGUCUCGCCCACCACCUUCUUUGGGCGUACCAACGCGCAGAAGUCGGAGCCACAAUCGGACCUGGCAAAGCGUGUGACCACCUGUAUCUCACACUCGGCUCGCGGUACUGCCUACCUGGGUCCUGAUUGUUGGAAACAGGUUCUUAACAUCACCUAUGUUCCAGACGCAUCCAGUGGCAGUCGUAUUGGCUUUGGCAGUUUCUUGAACGAAUCGGCCAUCGAAGCCGACCUCUUCCUUUAUGAACAGAAGUACAACAUCCCCAAACAGUCGUUCAACGUCACUCUGAUCAACGGCGGUGUCAAUCACCAAGAGCCUGAGUACACAACCAUCGGCGAGGCCAACCUCGAUGCCCAAAACAUCUUCGGUCUGGCUCACCCACUGCCCGUUACUGAAUUUAUCACUGGAGGGUCUCCUCCUUUCAUCCCCAACUUGGAUGAACCUACUGAGGCAGACAACUCGAACGAGCCUUACUUGGACUACUACGCAUACCUCCUUUCACAGCCCAACGAAGCUCUGCCCCAAGUCAUCUCGAACUCGUAUGGAGAUGAUGAGCAGACUGUGCCCAUCGACUAUGCCACUUAUGUCUGCAACCAGAUCGGUAUGAUGGGUCUUCGCGGCAUCACGAUCCUUGAGUCCUCGGGCGACACCGGAGUUGGCGCUCCUUGCCAAAGCAACGACGGCAAGAAGACACCUCAGUUUACCCCUGCCUUUCCUGGUACCUGCCCGUACGUCACCGCAGUUGGCGGUACUCAAGGUAUAGAUCCCGAAAUCGCGUGGGAUGGUUCGACGGGUGGAUUUAGCAAUUACUUCCCACGUGCGUGGUACCAGGAAGCUGCCAUCGAGACUUACCUGGGCUCCUAUAUCAGCAAAUCCGUCCAGGAGUACUACACGCCCUUCACUAACUUCAGCGGACGUGGGUUCCCGGAUGUCUCAGCUCAUAGCAGUAACCCAUACUGGCCUGUUUUCGCUAAUGGCGUUCUUGCUCUCUAUUCUGGAACCUCUGCCGCGGCUCCUGCUUGGGCCGCCAUGAUCGGUAUGCUUAAUGAUGCUCGUCUCAAGGCCGGUCAGCCUGCCCUUGGUUUCGUCAAUCCUCUCUUCUAUUCCCUGAAGUCUGGCUUCUUGGACGUGACUCAGGGCGCUUCCACCGGCUGCAAUGGUGUCAAUGGUCAAACCGGAGCUAAAAUCCCUGGUGCCUCCAUUAUUCCCUGGGCUACCUGGAACGCAACAGUCGGUUGGGAUAGCGUUACAGGCUUAGGUUUGCCUAAUUUC